Molecule: messenger RNA, 4263 nt
Organism: Drosophila grimshawi
Lineage: Eukaryota; Metazoa; Arthropoda; Insecta; Diptera; Drosophilidae
Exons: 7
Coding region: 25-4044 (1339 amino acids)
Biological process (GO): proteolysis
Molecular function (GO): metallocarboxypeptidase activity; zinc ion binding
Source: RefSeq, a predicted model, not a curated record
CCGGGUGUGCCUUUGCCAGGCAUUAUGGCUUAUGACUUUGGCUAUCACCCCAGCGCCGAGGAGUUUGACAGUCUGCUGCGUGAGACACGCAGCUGGACACGCGACCAGCUGGCGAACGGGCGUCGUCGUGGGGACUUCUUUGUGCCCCGCUACAGCUAUAGAGAGCCGGCGAAUCCUCAAUCCGAGUUAAACUUUCAGCUAUUUGACACUGAUGACAUUGCAGAGGAUCAGCAACACGAUCAGCAACAGCAGCAACCAUUUGUCUAUGAAUUGCCACAGAUGGAGCCAUCGCAGCAGGUGCAAUCGAAUCUGAUUAUGAUUCAUGAUAAUCCAGCCGAAGCUGCAGCAACAACAACAGCAGCAGCAGCAGCAAAUGACAGCAGUUUACCCAUAUUCUUUACAAAUCCGGCAACUGGCAUUGUUUAUGCCAUCAGCGAGGUGGGUCGCCACACAAAGUCGCCGGGCAAUGGCAACGAUAGCAAUGCCAUUGAGAUUUAUGUGACCAAGGCGCAAUACGAUGCGGAUCUGCUGGCAUUGCAACAGCGCUACGAACAGCAGUGUGCCCCAAUUCAAGCCCAAUCGCAAUCGGUGCUGUCAACGCCCAGUUUGAAGCGUCCCGUUUCGAGUACAGCACGUCCGCAGAUAAUUCGCUUGCAGCGUCCUAAGAAGCCACAAGUUGCAACAUCAGCGACAUCAGCGAGCGGCAACAACAAGUUGAUCCACCGCCCGCCACCCGUAAUGGUGGUCAGCAGCAAUGCGUCCAGCGUAAGCGAUCAACUGUUCAAGCUGCCAACGAUCAAGAAGACCCCGAUCCGGACCAGAACGACGACCACGUCCAGGCCCAAGCGCAAGCGUAAGAAAAAGCUGAAGAAGCCAAAGACGCCAAAGCGACAACCUGGCCACAAGUUGCCGGCAACAACAACAACAACGGUGACAGGUCCACAAAUUGUGCUGGGCAAGCGAACGACGACCCAAAGACCAACGACGACAACAAUAACAACAACUGACCAACACCAACUGGCCACGCAGCUGGAGAAGCCGCACAUGCCACAGCCAACAAGAGUUGCAGUGGCUGCUGCCAACGGCAACAUAUUCAACGACCAGCCUUUUGUAGUUUCCCAUGGCUACAUUGAGUUGCCAGCGGUGCAUCAACCACGACGACGACGACGAAGACGCUCUGUGGAGCCGGCCAGAAGAUUGGUGGAGUCCGUGGGCGCCAGACCCAUCAGCAGUGGUCGGCCAAGGAGCAGUGGUCGGCGGCGGAGCACCGGCAGGAGCAGCAGCAGCAGCAGCAGCGGCAAACGCACAAACAAGCGGCAAGGUUCAACGGUGACGGUGCCACCUGCUCCCGGCACUGGUGGCAGUGGCUAUCAUGCACCACAUGCCGUCCACCUGCUCCAUCGCCAGCAUAAUGGCAGCGACGAGCAUCGGGAAGUGGGUCGCAGGCACAGCUCCGAAUCUUUGGGUUUUGAUCUAAUCGAUUUUAUAACUGGUGAUGAUGAUGAUGAUGAUGAUGGUGAUUAUGAUGAUGAUGAUGACAAUGUUGUGGUAAAGAUUAAAACUGCGCUGAAGAAGAAGAAGAGGAAGGAGCAGCAUAAGGAGAGCAGCGAGAUGCAAUCGGGCGUUGGGCAGGAGAACAGCAGCUCAGCGGAGGAGAGUGCCGACUUUGGUGCAAUGGAGGAGUUGCCAAUGGGCAACAAUAUCACAAAUACCACAGGCGUGAUGGAGACGCAGUCGAAUGAGGUAAAGCAGCCGACGGAGGCGGACUCACUGGAAUCGCUGGAAUUGCAGGAAACGCCAUCAAGCAGCAAGAAUAGCGUAAGCAAAAAGCGCAUCAGACGACGACCAGGUGGCGAUGAGUACUACGACGAUGAUGAGGGGGAUGAUGAUGAGGAAGAUAUGGAUUCCGAUGCCGAUUCCUAUUCGGAUACGGGCAUUGGCAGCUUCUUUCGCAUGAUCUUCUAUCCGGUGCAGGUGGCGAUGGCGCGCAUCUUUGAUGGCUUCGCGGGCCAGUCGGAUGACGAUGUGGCGCCCACAACGCAACCCAAAUAUCCCAGCUAUACACUCUAUCACAGUAACAAUGCACUGGCCGACGAGGAUGAUGAUUCCGAUGGGGAUGCGGAUGAGGAUGAUGAGAGUGGCUCACUGAGCGGCUGGCUUAGCUCCUGGUUUGGGCUGCGGCGACGCACUAAAAGGAUUGGCAGCACCACAACGAUGCCAGCGACACUGCCAACGCCAGCACCGCAACAGGCAACCAAGGAGCCAGCCGGCUGGCUCGAGUCCUGGUUCGGAUUUGGCAAGACAACAACAACUGAAUCAUCCAGCGAAGAAACCGACUAUGACAAGUGGUUUGCUGGCUGGUUUGAUACGACGCCCAAGCCGAAGGCACGUCGUAAAAAAACGACGACAACGACGACAACAACGACAACGCUACCGACGCCGCAGGUGCCAAUUUUGACGAUUGUGGAUCCGUUGCGUAAUCCACAGAACUGGAUUGGUAUAUUGGCGCAUCACAUUGUGAAUGCAACGGGCAAUGGUGGCACCUCAAGCACAACCAGCAAUCCGCUGCUGCAGGCCCUUGUGACGCGUGUCACCAGUCAAACAACGACACCAACAGCAGCAACAGCAACAACAACAACAUCAUCGGCACAUCGGGAUGGGAUGCCACGAAGGAUUAGCUACGAUAAGUAUCAGAUCUGGCGACUGAAGCCACAGGACGAGCCCCAGCUACGAGCACUCGAACAGUUUAAGAAGGGCGAGGAUGGCAACAAGCUGCAGUGGCUGAAAGGACCUAGCCUAAGGGGACUCACCGAUGUGCUCGUGCCGCCAAAGAUGCUGGUUGACUUUCAGGGCACACUCGAUUUUGAGAAAAUAACGCACGAGGUGCUCAUCUUUGACGUGGGCAAGGCGAUCGCGUAUGAGCGCAACAAGGACGACUAUAUGUAUCAGAGGCCCACGGUCACGAGGAGACCCACUAAACAGCCGGUGGCAGCACCGACGAUGACCUGGAACAAGUACUACGAUCACGAUGACAUACUCAAGUAUCUAGAGACGAUGCGUAUGCGGCACACACAUCUCGUGGAGCUGAUACACAUUGGUCGCUCCUACGAGGGUCGGCCGCUGAUCGUCGUCAAGAUCGAGUCCAAGCAGAUGGCUGCGGCGGCCACAGCCGCUGCUGCUGCCAGCCACAAGCGUUUGAAGCACAAGCGUCGUUCCGGACGCGCCAAUGCUGUGUUCAUUGAGGCCGGUGCCCAGGGUAUGGCCUGGAUUGGACCCGCCUCGGCUACAUGGAUGAUCAGCGAACUGUUGCGUUUGAUGCGCACAAACAAGACCGAUGAGGAGCACGAGAUUAUACGGAAUACGACGUGGUACAUAAUGCCCGUGCUAAAUCCGGAUGGAUACGCGUUUAGUCAUGAGUACGAUCGCUUCUGGAAGAAGUCGCGUUCGCAGCAUGUGGCAAAGGCGCCAGCGGGAUUGUUGGGCUCGGCGAUGACGUGGCUGCAACAGAAGCGGCCUAGUGACAAGAUCUGCUAUGGCGUCGAUCUGGAUCGCAAUUGGCUAUAUCAAUGGGGCAAGCGGGGCAGCUCCAAGGCGCCCUGCAACGAAUUCUAUGCCGGUCCAUCGCCCUUCUCGGAGCCCGAAACGAAAGCGGUGUCCGACUUUCUCAUGGAUUAUCGCACACAGAUCAAGAUGUACAUUUCGUUGCAGGCCUAUGGCCAGGUGGUAUCCUAUCCGGUCAAAGCCAAUUCUACAUUCAACACGGAGCGCAUGGAUGAUUUUCUGGACGUGGCCAUGGUGGGCAGCGAUGUGUUACGCAAGAAGGGCAGCAAAACUCGCUACAAGGUCGACUCCUCCAACGACCUGAUUGAGCAGCGUUCGGGCUGUUCGGAUGCAUUUGCCGCAUAUGAGAUUGGGAUACCAUUCAGCUUUACGCUCCAGCUGGCGGACAAUGGUGUCCAUGGCUACCUAUUGCCCAGCGGUGCCAUUGAGGCAACUGCGCGGGAUGCCUUCGAUAUAAUUAGCGGCAUGCUGGACUACAUCUGAGUCCAGCUGGUGUGGUGCACAUGUAAAUACCUGUAUACACAUAAAAUAUACAAUAUACAAUAUACAAAAUACACAUACAGUUGCGGUCAAGAUAAUAGUACGUGUGCUCAAUUUAAAAACUUCGACUUUUGUUGCUAAUCAUUUUACAGCUAUGCCAUCAUUAAAUGUUUACUUAUCUUCUGUAAUGAUCGUGUUGCUUGUCUUCAGAUACAUUUUUUU